GGGCACAUUGCGAGAGCUGCCUCAGGACGUCUUGAUGGAUAUCUUUGCCACCCUUGAAAUCCCUGACCUCAUACGUGUUGGCGCCGUCGGCCCCUCUUGGCACUCUGCAUAUACCAGCCUACAAAGCCUUGGGCUGUAUAAACUAUCUCAGACGCCGUGCCUUCUCUAUACUUCUGAAUCUGCUGGCGAUAGCUCUGCUUACCUCUACAGCCUCAGUGAAAAGAGAUCGUACAAGUUAACUCUUCCAGGUCCACCUAUCCGCACUAGGUGUUUGAUAGGGUCCUCUCAUGGCUGGCUGAUUACUGUUGAUGAAAGAUCUGAGAUGCAUCUUGUCAACCCGAUCACAUGUGAACAGAUUGCGCUACCUUCAGUGAUCACCAUCGAGCAGGUGAAGCCCAUCUUCGAUGAGUACGGUGAUCUACACAAGUAUGAAUUGUCAUGGCACACUGGAACGCGUGCUGCUUAUAACUCGCCAUCUAUUUAUGAUCUUGACAAGCUGCGGGAUGAACUCCACUAUAAGGCGUUUGUGUUCCCUGAUACAUCCACAGGAAGCUACAUGGUGGUUCUCAUCCACAAUCCAAAGCAGCAGCUUUCUUUCACAAGAGUAGGGGAUGAUAAGUGGACCUGGCUUCCACCCCAUGAUGCCUAUGAGGACUGCACUUACAAGGAUGGCAUGUUGUAUGCAGUGACUGGAUUUGGAGAAGUUCAUGUUUUUGAUUUUAGUAGUGGACCUGCUGUUACAGUGGAGAUGAUUAUGCAAGUGCGCAAUGUGUAUGGCUGUGGGUACAUGUACAUUGCUCAAGCUCCAUGGGGCGAUCUGCUGCUGAUUUGGAGAAUCUGUGAGGAUCAUGAUGUAGAACCUGAACCAGGGGCAUCUGUGUUUUGGAACACUACGGAAUAUGAAAUAUAUAAAUUUGACCUUAAAAGAAUGCUGGAGAAUAUCCGUCUCUCAAGGCAAAUCAUGUCUACUUUACUGAUGAUAAUGUGUUAUGGACAUUGAGAUUGAAGAAUAAUCAUCGUGAUAUGGG
Messenger RNA from Lolium rigidum, 1028 nucleotides. RefSeq lists its product as uncharacterized. The record is from RefSeq and is a predicted model, not a curated record. The coding region runs from base 35 to 1000 and encodes 321 amino acids. Lineage: Eukaryota; Viridiplantae; Streptophyta; Magnoliopsida; Poales; Poaceae. The transcript has 2 exons.